GCUAGACUGGGCCACCUCGGACAGCCGGCAGGCCGGCGGUCGUCUCAUAUCGGCUGCGAUACCGGUCGCGGCUUGCUGCUCGUCCCGCACGGGCGGUGAGGCAGUGAAACUGUUUUAACAGACGAGUGGGCCCGCAGCAGUAAAAACCGGCGCGCGCAGCGCAGCGCACGCGGCAAACAACCAUGUCAGGCCUCCGCCGGAAACCGCUUACCCCCAAAAGCCCAAAUGUCGCCGCCGCCGCACCGCCCAAGUCGCGCUCGCCCGUGCGCCGGCGCCCCUCGCCACCCUCAAAACAAGCCGGCGACCCGCUCCAGCUCCAGGCGCGCCUGGCCGCCUCGGAGAUGAAGCGCGCGCAGCUCGAGCGCGAGAACGCUCUACUAAAAAACGACGCGGAAAAAAAGGCGGCGACGAUCGCCACGCUGCGCGCCGAGCUCGCGGCGGCGCGGCGCGCGGCCGUCGCCGCCGCGGCGCCGGCGCCGGCCGCCGCGGCAGCGGCGGCGGCCGCCGUCCGGGCGCCGCCGGUCGCGUCGGUGAGCUCCGACGACUCCGCCGAUGUUGUACCACCGCCGCUGCCGCCGCCCGCGGACUUUGCGGCGGGUGCCCUGAGCGGCCGCGUGAACCCCACGGGCGCGGUCCUCGACGGCCGCCACGCGCCGCGCGCGUCGAGCGCGCUUUACGUGCCCGCCAAGCUCGCGGCGCCCACAAAGGCCGCGCCGGCGUCGCCCGACGUCCGCGUGCUCGCCGAGGGCUUCGUGCCCAUCGAGGCCGAGGUCGAGGCCGCCGUCGAGCCGCUGCCGCCGCCGCCCGCGGAGGCGCCGCCGGCCAGGACGCUCCGGCGGUCGCCCCGCGCGCCCACGCCGCCGCCGCCGCCACCGGCCGACGCCGCCGAGGCGCCACCGCCGCAGAAGGCCAAGCGCGCCACCGCGGCGCCGCCGCCCAAGGCGCCGCGCCGGUCGCCGCGCGCCCCUACACCGCCGCCGGCCGCCGAGGCGCCGCCACCGCCACCGAAGGUCCAGCAGCGCAUCCCCAAGAAGGCGGCGGCGCGGCGGCGGCGCAGCGUGCGCCUCGCGCGGGCCGACGCCGACGAGUCGCCCGCCGCGGCGGACGAGCCCCCGCCCGCGCCGACGCCGGCGAAGCCGGCGUCGGAGGAACCCACGCCGACGCCUACACCGGCCAAAGCGAAGCCGGCGUCGGCGAGGAAAGCGCCUGCGGACGCGCCCGCGCCCACGCCGGCCAAAACAACGCCCGCGCCGACGCCCACGCCGGCCAAGUCCGCGAAGAAGAGGGUCGUUAUCCGAGCGAAGUCGCCGGCCAAGCCGCGCACGCCCGCGAAGACGCCCGCGAAGACGCCAACCAAGAAGCCGUCGCCGCGGUCCCUCGUCGCGUCCGCGGCCACGGCCUGGUCGGCCUCGGCCAAGAAGGCGUCGGCGCACAAGGGCCGGCGGUCGCUCUCGUCGCCGGCGCGGACGCGCGCGCCCACGCCGACGCCGCAGAAGGCGGGCCGUCGCCGCCGGUCGCGGUCGCCGCCGCCUCCGACACAACAGACGACGCCGGCGAAGCCGACGCCGCGCCGCAGCGCCCGGCGGUCGCGGUCGCCGCCGCCGCCGACGCCGACGACGGUGGCCACCGACGACUACGCGGGCGUGCUGGCCUGGGACGGGAACGACGACGGCGUGCUGGCCUGGAGCCCGCGAUCAUCAGCGUCGCCCUGGUCGAAGCCCGCCAAGACGCCGACGCCGCCCAAGGCCAGCACGCCCCUCUCGAAGCCGCUGUCGGGCCCGCGGCUCUCCGAGGACGACUAUUAUGAUGGAGGCGUGCUGGCUUGGGACGGCGACGACGCCGGCGCCGGCGUGCUGGCCUGGAGCCCGCGCGCGUCGCUGGCGUCGCGGCCGCGCGCGUCCGUGGCGUCGCGCGCGUCGACGGCGGCGCCGGCGUCUCCAUCAGUGGCGUCGCCGCGGCCGGCACCUCCGUCAAUGACGCGCCCGGGCUUCGCCGCGGCGACGGCCGCGGCCCGGGCCUUCGGAGAGGCGUCCGUCGAUAAAGCAUUGGAGCCCUGGGCGGCCGCGGCGUGCGCCGCCGAGGCGUGCGUCGCGCCACCCGUAACACAGGGCCGCGUGCGGUUUCGGCGGUGCGACUUCUCCAGCGUGGCGCCGCCCUGCGACGUUGCGAGAGGUUCGGAGCGCGAGACGGAGGCCGCCGUUACGGCUCUAGGCAAGGCGGCGGCCGCGGGCGACGCGUUAAGUGCAGCGAUACGGACGGCGCCCGACACGAUGGACGCCGCGCGCGCGCUGCGGGAGUCCUUGCGGCGGGUCUCGCAUAUGAAUGGAGAGACGGGCGGCGCCGCGGCCUUCUGGGGCGCCGAGCUCGACGCCAUCCUGCGCGAUAGGAGAGACGCGUCGCCCGUCCGUCAAAGAUUGGGCGAGCUCUGCGUCUCCGGGCUGCGGUUCCACUUGAGGCGACUCCUCAAUCAACCACCAGUCCCGCAGAACCCGGCCACCGACGGCGCGAUCUACGACUGGUCUCGCUCUAGGGUUCAUACUUUCUUGCGGGUCGAGAUUUCUGUGAACGGUGAGCCGUCGGAGGGCGCCCUCGCGACGGAACUUGCUGGUGCUUUGGUAGAUCUGAGCCGCGCGACUCUUGCGAGAGCUGCACCGGAGAGCACGGGUCUCCAGAGAGUCGACGACCUCUCGGCGUUAGCGCGCGGUGCGUUGGCACAUGCCUUCCUCCACACCCUGCUGACGUGGCCUUUUCUGGACGAGGCCGUCGUCGAAGCGGGCGGCUGGGCGCCCGUGGAACGAUUGGCGGCGGUCCUCGUGGUGCAUGCUCCGUCCGCGUUCGAGGUCUGGGCGCCGCUCGCGGACGUGAGCUCCUUGCGCGCGCGGUUGAAAGCGGGCCUCGGUCCCUCGGAAAAUGAGAAGCGCGCGGCGCUGCGCGCGUUGCAAGCUCUCGGCCGCGGCGCCGACGCCGUGGUCGCGCGCGAGGCCGUCCGGGCGAACGCGGCGGCCUUCGCCUACGCGGAGUGCUGCCCGGCCGAGGCGGAGGAGUGAGUAAGAGAGAGACUCAUUA
Messenger RNA from Pelagomonas calceolata, 3066 nucleotides. NCBI's taxonomy places the organism in Eukaryota, Pelagophyceae, Pelagomonadales, Pelagomonadaceae. The record is from the annotation of a GenBank genome assembly.